Molecule: messenger RNA, 3170 nt
Organism: Solea senegalensis (Senegalese sole)
Lineage: Eukaryota; Metazoa; Chordata; Actinopteri; Pleuronectiformes; Soleidae
Gene: glis1a
Product: zinc finger protein GLIS1
Exons: 9
Coding region: 417-2255 (612 amino acids)
Biological process (GO): regulation of transcription by RNA polymerase II
Cellular component (GO): nucleus
Molecular function (GO): RNA polymerase II cis-regulatory region sequence-specific DNA binding; DNA-binding transcription factor activity, RNA polymerase II-specific
Source: RefSeq, a predicted model, not a curated record
UGCGCGUGCCCGCCCACCAGUCCGUCCGCCCGUCCGUCCGUGCGCGCGCUCACGCGCAGCAAAGCACAGCCAACGCAGCCAGUGAGCUCGCGCUGCACAGACUGUGUGGGGAGGCACAAUCCGCGCGCAGCCAACGCGAGGCACAGACGUGACAAGCCCACGAGCCGUGAACCAUGAGUGGACACAUCCACGAGCAUGAGCGAUGACUGACCACGCAGCAGUACGGAACAAAUGACAGAAGAUUACACAUGAUGCCAGCAGCAGGAGAUCAAUCUAAUCUGAUUAUGUUUAAGUAAUGAAAGAUGCUGUGGAUGGGCUUUUCCUCCAUUGGAUUCCUUGAGUUACUCCAAGACGAUUAACAGCGAAGAUUUUUACUGAAGGUAUCUCUUGGUAGAAGUCAGAGAGCAGGAGCCAGCAUGUGGCCCCCUGACCUUGGGCCCCCAGACGUCCAGCUGACUCUACCUGGUUUUGGGAGUGCCUUUGAAGAUGCUGAGGACCUCCAGCCACCACUGUCAUCUGCAGGAUUCUGUCCGUCUUCAAUCCAUUCAGGUGGUCUGUGCUGUCUCCCAAUGACGUCCCUGUCACUGUCCUCCCUGGGUAGAGACCUCACGUCCUUACUGAGCUGUAAGACUAAUGGAUCCCACACAGAGAAAUCUGUGGAGGACUUUGCCACCACAGCUCACAUAGACCCUAAAGACACCCAGAGGUUCAGCUGCUACCCUCAGUCCUCCCUCCCUUUAUCGUACAUGCUCACUGGAUGUGCCACAUCUCCCACUUACUGCUCCCCUUCAUCCUCGGUUUCCUCUGCCUCCUCAUCCUCCUCCUUAUUUUUCCCCUCUUCCUUGCCUUCCUCCGACGCCAACAACAAAACAUCUCAACAACAACUGACGGUACAAGACGAGUACCACACCAUUAAACAAGAACCUGUAGAUAAUUUCUUGCCAUGUAAGACGGAACCGUUUCACAUGAACAGCCAGCAGGGGGAGCUGUUUCAGGUUGACCAGCCCCUCGAAUGCCACGACGGUCAGAAUGGCACCCAGACACCUCUGCACUCUCCGGGGCUUAAUGGACCCGUAGGACAGGAAGCCAGAGUGGACCAACAGAAGCAGCUGUGUCACUGGAUCGACUGCAAUGUCACUCACAGCAGCCAGGAGGAGCUGGUGAGGCACAUCGAGAAGGUUCACAUCGACCAGCGCAAAGGGGAGGAGUUUGCAUGUUUCUGGGCGGGCUGUGUGAGGCGCCACAAACCCUUCAACGCUCGCUACAAGCUGCUCAUCCACAUGAGGGUUCAUUCCGGAGAAAAGCCCAAUAAAUGCAUGUUCGAAGGCUGCUCUAAGGCAUUCUCCCGUUUGGAAAACCUGAAAAUCCACCUGAGGAGCCACACGGGAGAGAAACCGUACAUCUGUCAGCAUCCUGGCUGCCUCAAGGCCUUCAGCAACUCCAGUGACCGUGCCAAACACCAGCGCACACACCUGGACACGAAGCCGUACGCCUGUCAGAUCCCGGGCUGCACCAAACGUUACACCGACCCAAGCUCGCUGCGGAAACACGUCAAAGCUCACUCUGCCAAAGGCCUUCAGGAGAGAGAGGUCAAGGUUCAAGUGCACACGAUGCUAGAAUCGGACAUUUUGAGUGACUGUCUGGCGAGGCAGCAUCUCCACAACUCUGCCUCUUCCCACCGUGGAAGCAGCUCGACUUUACCAGGAUUAGACGAGUUCACAGGAGUUUACUCAAACAGCAGCACGGUCCACAACAGGGCCAACCCAGAGUUCCUUCCUCCAUCCACGGACACCUGCUCCAGGUAUCAAGGCCUCGAGGGAAACUUUGACGCUAACAGCCCGAUAUCUUCGUUAACAAGCCCAGGGAGCUUGAGAGAGGGGAACAGGCCGUCGUCGUCGUUCAUGGCCGCUGACGUCAGCCCAGUGAGCUCUUCAUCAGAGAGAGUAGACGUCCGGCUGCAUGGUUACCAGAAAACCUACAGCCACCAACAGCAAGUGAUGUCACAGCAACAAGGUUGUCUGUACGAAGAAGGGAAGGUGGUUCAACCACUCAAUGAUGGAGGCUUUGAACCUGGCAGUUACUUUACUAACUUGUCCACCUCUCACUCUACAGGGUUCGACAUGUUGCAGGACCUGCAGGGCCAGGCGGGCGGCGGUUACGCCAUGUCUCCCUGCCCUGACGAUAGCUUUCUCUUCCAGGGAGGAGGCAUCGACCGCUGCCUCAAUCAGAUCUACUCCAUCUACCUGGACUCGUGAUCACAGCACACAACCAGAUGCAAAAAUCCCAAAUAUUUUUGUUUUCCCAGAAUCUUAUUUGCUUUCCAGUUUUCCCAGAAUGUCUUUGUUUUUCCAGGCACAGAGUGCAGCAAGUGUGACGGACAAUCACCUCUACAACGUGCUGUGAACUCAAAGCUGACGAUGUCAGCAUUGUUCUUGUUUAUAACGGGAAUUUUAAUGGCACAAACAAAAAAAAAACGGACAAAAACAUGAGAUGCUGGGGGCAAAGUGGAAACCAUAAAUGGCCAAAGAUGAAAUCUGGUCAAAUUAUAGAUGUAAAUAACUGGCUUCAGAGAUGACCACAGCAUUUGUGAUCUGGGUAGAAUGAGCUGCAUGACUCAUGUAGUAGUUUUUGGUGUUUUCUUAAAAAAAAGAAGGUUCUCAUUGAUAUUAAACUCAGUAGUUGAGGUUAAUUUUGCCUCACUGUCAGCUGGGAUCUUAUAAUACAAUAGCUCCCUAUAAUAAUCUGGGCUCAACACACGUGUGUGAAGGUUAAGUAGAGGAUAAAAAACAACUUUGACGUCUUUCUGCUUCACACAUCCUUCUAAUCUACCUGAAUUUUAGUCACAUUUGUUCAUAUAAAACAUACAACAUUUGAAACCAAGAGGAUAAUACUUUGUGCAUAAGCUGCUAACAACUAUGUGAAAGUGGUUUGUAAGAAGCCCCUUAAAUUAUCACAGGCCGAAAUGGUUCGGGCUGAACAAUUUAUUGAAAUUUGAUCAAAAUCACGAUAUAUUUCCUGCGGCUAAACAGUGUGUCAAUGUACCAUUUUAGGUUAAUUAUUGUCCUGAUUUAUGCACAUCAUAGUCUACAGACCUGAAAACCUCUAUAUCUCUCUCAGAUUUGCACAAAUAUCACAAUUAAAUAUGUUAUUUAAAUGAAAAUGAGAUAUUA